AUAUCCGCCUGGGCGUCACGCUUCGUGGGGCGGGACGAGGAGAAGCCAAACAUAAAGACACCAGGAGUUUCUCGGCCCCAGGUCUGGCUGCCGCCGGGGAGCUCCAAGCCUUGGCGGGUUCUUGCAGCGAAUAGGAGUCUGGGCAGGCGUCAGGCUAGUCCAACGGAGAGUGGGUAGGUGGAAGCUCUCCAAAGAGCGGUGGUAGUUCGGGAGCCGUCUUAGUUGGCCGCGCCCCGGGCGCAUGCGCGGGGCGGGCGGCACGGCUUGGGCCGCUAGUUCGUUCCGGCCCGGGGCGCUGCGUGCCUCCGUACGGCGCCGCGAAGGGUCUCGGCCGCAGAGGCGCAGGCGAGACUUCGGAACCGUGUCCUGAGCGCGCUCCGUGCGCCCGGCGCGAGAGAAUUUCAAGAUUGUGGAGUUGGACUGAAUGCUGCACAGUUCAAACAGCUGCUUAUUUCGGCCGUGAAGGACCUGUUUGGGGAGGUUGAUGCUGCCCUACCUUUGGACAUCCUAACCUAUGAAGAGAAGACCUUGUCGGCCAUCUUGAGAAUAUGUAGCAGUGGUCUUGUCAAAUUGUGGAGCUCUUUGACCCUGUUAGGAUCCUAUAAAGGCAAAAAAUGUGCUUUCCGGGUGAUUCAGGUUUCUCCAUUUCUCCUUGCAUUAUCUGGUAAUAGUAGGGAACUAGUAUUGGAUUGAAUGAAUAGUCUUCCAUUUCGGAAACAUUUCUCCACUCUCAUAUUUAUUUUUUUGGUGCCUGCAUGUUUGAAGACUGAAGCAGGCUAAAAGCUCUUGAUGAAAUUUGUGGAUGCUGAAGAUGUUCCCACUAAUUUCCAGCCAUCGCUUUUGGUGGGGUGGGCUUCGGAGGACAGUCUGCCUGAACCUGCCAGUGCUGACCCUGCAGCACUUUCAGCAUAUGCACAUUAAAGUUGGAGACCGCGCUGAACUUAGGAGGGCCUUCACACAGACAGAUGUGGCUACCUUCUCAGAAUUAACGGGGGAUGUCAAUCCUUUGCAUUUAAAUGAAGACUUUGCAAAACACACCAAGUUUGGAAAUACAAUUGUACAUGGAGUUUUGAUCAACGGACUUAUCUCAGCUCUCCUGGGAACUAAAAUGCCAGGGCCAGGUUGUGUAUUUCUUUCCCAGGAAAUUAGCUUUCCAGCCCCUUUAUAUAUUGGAGAAGUUGUUUUAGCUUCUGCAGAAGUGAAAAAGCUGAAGCGGUUCAUUGCUAUUAUUGCAGUGUCAUGUUCUGUAAUAGAAAGUAAAAAGACUGUUAUGGAAGGCUGGGUUAAAGUUAUGGUUCCAGAAGCUCCCAAAUCCUGAAAUAUGUGUUUAAAGAUGUAACCUCAAACAGCAAUGCUGUAGUUAAAGAGCCUCUGGGGAAAUGGAUUGCUGCUUUUCACCAAAGAAUGGUUGAUAGGCCCAGAAGCCCAUCUUAGUUAGGGGAAGGGAGCAGGUAUAGGGUUGUUCAAAUGCCCACUUUCCGGUUUGGCCUUAUGCUUCAUGCAGACUUGAGCGUAUGCAGGAUUUUCAUUAUCUGCCUGGCUUUUUUGUUUUUUGCUUUUUAAUUCAAGAAGUGGGCUGGGCCCGGUGGCUAAUGCCUAUAAUCCUGGCACUUUGGGAGGCUGCGGCAGGUGGACCACUUGAGGUCAGGAGUCCAAGACCAGCCUGACCAACAUGGUAAAACCCCAUCACUAC
Messenger RNA from Mandrillus leucophaeus (drill), 1693 nucleotides. RefSeq names its product ribonuclease P/MRP 14kDa subunit (gene RPP14). Gene Ontology annotation, cellular component: ribonuclease P complex. The record is from RefSeq and is a predicted model, not a curated record. NCBI's taxonomy places the organism in Eukaryota, Metazoa, Chordata, Mammalia, Primates, Cercopithecidae. The transcript has 5 exons. The coding region runs from base 803 to 1318 and encodes 171 amino acids. Gene Ontology annotation, biological process: tRNA 5'-leader removal.